CUGCUUUCGUGGCCGUUCAAAGGCCACUCCAACGGCACCAAAAUUACGCUCAACGCGACGCAACUUUUUGCCGUCCUGAACGCGAUGGAGCAGGACGAGGAGCAGGAAGUGCCCGACAUACGGGAACAAAUGUUUCACAACACGGUCCGGGAGCAUAUCAUCUUUAUGUUACUGUUUCUGUUGCUUUAUCUUGGAAGCUAUGCGCUGAUCAAUCGCUUCAGAAGGCGCGAUCGGGACGACUUAUUUGCUACUGACGACGAUGAAAUUACAGUGUAUCGAAUUAGCUUAUGGUUAUGCAGCUUCUCCUUUUCCGUGGCGGUCGGUGCUGCGCUGCUACUUCCCAUCUCGAUCGCAAGCAACGAGGUGCUCAUCCUCUACCCCAACAGUUACUACGUGAAGUGGUUGAACAGCUCACUAAUACAAGGGCUCUGGAACUACAUAUUUCUGUUCUCGAAUCUGGCACUGUUUGUGCUGUUGCCCUUCACCUACCUGUUUACCGAAUCGUCCGGCUUCAGCGGCCACAAGAAGGGCAUUAUGGCGCGGGUGUACGAAACGUUUACCGUGUUUUCGCUGCUCGCUUUCAUCGUGUUUGCGACCACGUACAUCAUAUCCGCCCUGGGUGAUCCGGAACGGAACACCUUUCAGGCGCUGCUGAAUUUAGCCAAAUGCCAUUUGCCAUUUUUGUACUCGUGUGUGUCCUUUUUUGGUGUACUGUUAUUAUUAGUUUGCACCCCAUUGGGUUUCGUAAGACUGUUCGCUGUGGUGGGCCAGGUGCUGGUCAAACCAAACCUUUUGCGUGACGUGAAUGAAGAAUUCCACGCCUUCAACAUUGAGGAGGCGACCGUUAAGCGCAAGCUGGCCAACGCUAACCUUAACAUAGAGCUAAAGAGUGUAACAACGAUAGAUCUAACGCCUGCCAAACUUUGCUCCGGGCUGGAUGAUUUGUAUCAAAUCAAGACAGCCACUAAUGGCAGUACGCAUGAAUCGGCCAAGCUGUUUGAAAGACUGAGAGAGCUAGAGUCUGAACGUAAAGUGCUAGACAAGCAACGAAGCUCUUCGGCGCUGCAGAGAAAUCUGGUCUAUCCGAUAGCGAUGCUGCUAUUGUUGAUUCUUACCGGCAUUGCGGUCCUGUUGGUCGUGCAGAACACGCUAGAACUAUUGAUCGGCAUCAAGGCUGUCCCGUUAAGUACGAGGCAAUUCACACUUGGGAUUACGUCCCUAUCAAAGCUCGGACCGUUGGGCGCAACGCUGGAGGUGUGCAUUAUCACCUACCUGGGUGUUACGUCCACCGUAGGGCUCUACACGAUGCCGUUCAUGUACAAUGUGCGUCCAAGGCGGCGCAACACUUCCAUGCCGCAGCUCAUUGCGAAUUGUGGUCUCGUGCUGAUCCUUAGCUCAGCGCUACCACUUCUCGCACGCAUUCUAGGUAUUACAAAUUUCGAUCUGCUCGGCGAUUUCGGUCAAAUCGAGUGGUUGGGCAACUUUAUGAUCGUGCUGCUGUACAAUGUGGUGUUCGGGACGGCGGCCACACUGUGUCUGUUCAACAAGUUCACCGCCACCGUGAGGCGAGAGCUGUGCGCUCGGUUAGUGGAGAAUUAUUUCAUCUUUCUUAGCUACCUUACGUUUAUCAUCAAUUGAAUUUGCGCU
This is a messenger RNA of Anopheles maculipalpis, 1647 nucleotides long. It is a transcript of the gene lili, whose product is annotated as protein Lilipod. The transcript has 10 exons. Gene Ontology annotation, molecular function: transmembrane signaling receptor activity. Bases 85 to 1638 code for a protein of 517 amino acids. Gene Ontology annotation, biological process: signal transduction. NCBI's taxonomy places the organism in Eukaryota, Metazoa, Arthropoda, Insecta, Diptera, Culicidae. The record is from RefSeq and is a predicted model, not a curated record.